AUGAGAUCAAGGUGGCUGUUGCGAGAAGAAGCUGAGGGAGAAAGAAACAGCGGCAGCUGGACGCCCCGGAGACCCGUCCAGAAGAGCAGAGCGAAAAAGCCAAAAGGGCCCCCAAGAAAGCCGGCUGAUAUCCGCAACCUGAGCUUUAAGUGCUCAGAAGAUGACCUGAAGGCUCUGUUCUCUCCCUUUGGAGCUGUCCUGGAGGUGAACAUUCCCAAGAAAACAGAUGGGAAGAUGCGGGGCUUUGCCUUCGUUCAGUUCAAGAACAUCCUGCAAGCGGGGAAGGCCCUGAAAGGGAUGAACAUGAAGGAGAUCAAAGGGCGCACGGUGGCCGUGGACUGGGCGGUGGCCAAGGAUAAGUACCGAGCCAUGCAGGCAGGACCUCCCUCCGGGGACACGGAGGAGAAACGCAGCCAAAUCCAACAGCAGGACUCUGGCUCCGAGAACGCCAGUGAGGAGGAAGAGGAAGGUGAAGUGCUGGGAUCGGAUGAGCUGUCCAGCUCGCCGGUGCCAGGACGGCUCGGGAAGGGCACUGCUGCCGCCCGCGCAGACAGCAGCGAGGAGGAGGAGGAGGAGGCCGGCGAGGCUGUGGGCGAGGCAGAGGAUGGGAGCGAGGCGGAGAGGGAAGAGCCCGAGGGCUCGGACGAGAGCACUGCAGGCUCAGAGGAGGACAAUGAAGACGCCGACGUGGCCAGGAAGAGGAAGAAGGGCCUGAAACGGCCGUCCGACGUCGCCGAGGGGAGGACUGUCUUUAUCAGGAACGUGGCCUUCGACACGGAGGAGGAGGAGCUGGGUGAGAUGCUGGAGCAGUUUGGAGACCUCAAGUACGUCCGCAUCGUCCUGCACCCGGACACGGAGCACUCCAGAGGCUGUGCCUUCGCCCAGUUCACCACCCAGGAGGCUGCCCAGAAGUGCCUUGAGGCUGCCCAGGACGACAGCGAGAGCGGGGGACUGCGGCUGGGCGGGCGCCGGCUGCAGCUGGACCUGGCCGUGAGCCGCGACGAGGCCCAGAAGCUGCGAGCCCAGAAGGUGAAGAAGCCGACAGGCACCCGCAACCUGUACCUGGCUCGGGAAGGCUUGAUCCGGGCCGGCACCCAGGCCGCCGAGGGCGUCAGCACGUCUGACAUGGCCAAGAGAGCGCGGGUGAGUGGGUGGGGGCAUCCCUGCCAGUGGGCUCCGACUGCCCACUCCCAGGGGAGGUACAGCAGGCACAGGCUUUGCUUGGCAAGAGCCACCUGGUGGCAGGAUGGCACAGGGCCCCACAGGGCACUGGGCUGGUGGCAGGAUGGCACAGGGCCCCACAGGCGAGGGCUUGUGGGUUGGGCCGCGUGCCGUGGGGGCUCCCAGCAGAUCCUGGAUGCGUCUCUCCUGUCUCUGCAGUGCCGGGUGAUGCGGAACCUGACGGCGCCGGUGGGGAAGGGCCAGGGCCAGUCUCUGGGCUACGCCUUCGUGGAGUUCGAGAAGCACGAGCACGCGCUGGCUGUCCUGCGCCACACCAACAACAACCCACAGCUCUUCGGGCCGCACAAGGUGGGGGCCACCCACAUGGGCUGGCUGUGGGGUCCUUGGCAGUUCCUGGGGGCUGGAGUCCUGGCACCCAGAGAGCUGAGCGCUGGAGGGUACCUGCUGCGUCGGUGGCAGCUCCCACUCAGGCGGGUGCUGGCAGCCAGUUGUGCCAGGGGGGUGGGGGGACUUGGGGUGCCUGGCCGCUGGUCCUGGCAGUGCUGGGGCCAGGAUCCCCGGCUGACCCACGAGCGCUGGCAGGGGACACUCACCUUCUGUUUUGUGCAGCAAAAGCAGAGAGAGAAGCAAGCAGCAGAGGGGCAAGGACCUCCCCGGGGGACUGGGCCAACAGAGACGCCUCAGAAGCUGCCCCCGGGCCCCAAGGGACAGAAGAACCCCAGAAAGCGGGGUCCCAAGGGGCAGGGAGACGCCACAGGUCCCCAGAGGCAGAAGGACCCGAGGGGCCCCAGGACGCAGGGCCCCAAGGGGCAGAAGGACGCCCUGGGCCCCAAGGGGCAGGGAGACGCUCCAAGUCCCCAGAGGCAGAAGGACCCAAGGGGCCUCAGGGCGCAGGGUCCUAAGGGACAGAAAGACGCCGUGGGCCCCAAGGGGCAGGGAUACGCCACAGGCGCCAUGGGGCAGCAGAACCCCAGGAAGCGGAGCCCCGAGGGGCAGGGGGCCGGCACCCCGUGGGCUGGGUUCCAGACCAAGGCAGAGGUGGAGCAGGUGGAGCUGCCGGACGGGAAGAAGCGUAGGAAGGUUCUGAUGCUGCCGACUCACCGGGGGCCCAAGAUCAGGCAGCGCGACAGGGGCAAGCCGGCCGCGCUGAAGAAGCCAAAGGCCCAGGCCAGCCAGCGACAGCAGGAGAAGCAGAGAGUGGCGCCCAGACAGGCACCGGGGAAGAGGCGGAGGCCGGUGGGGGGCCGGGCGGAGGCCCGCUUCGACCAGCUGGUGGAGCAGUACAAGCGGAAGAUCUUGGGCAGUGCCCCGUGCGCCCCUGGGGCGAAGAGGAGCAAGUGGUUUGAGAGCUGAGUGCCCCAGAGCCGCCGGGGGGACUGUCACACCACAGAGCAGUGCCAGCCUGUGCCCCACGAGGGGCUCCGUGUGUGCCAGGCGUUGCCUGCACCCUGCACCCUCUGCCACUCCACGGCUGGGGGGCCCAUCCUCUUCCGUUGGUUUCUCAGAUUUUUAUUAAUUUAAAUCUUCACUUUUUUUAACCU
This is a messenger RNA of Chelonoidis abingdonii (Abingdon island giant tortoise), 2723 nucleotides long. NCBI's taxonomy places the organism in Eukaryota, Metazoa, Chordata, Testudines, Testudinidae. The record is from RefSeq and is a predicted model, not a curated record.